This is a messenger RNA of Humulus lupulus (European hop), 865 nucleotides long. RefSeq lists its product as uncharacterized. The transcript has 2 exons. The record is from RefSeq and is a predicted model, not a curated record. NCBI's taxonomy places the organism in Eukaryota, Viridiplantae, Streptophyta, Magnoliopsida, Rosales, Cannabaceae. Bases 62 to 589 code for a protein of 175 amino acids.
UGCUGCCAUUAAGGAAAAGUAUAAGAAAUUCUCAAAGAAUGAGAAGAAUGAACACUUGAACAUGCUGCAUCACACUGUUUACGAUGGUUCGGGUGACAUCAGGGCUCACAUUGACAAGCUCAUGGGCCACUAUCAUAAACUUAAGGCCAUGGAUAUGGACCUUGGUGAGGAUUACAUGGUGUGGUUAGUGAUGGAGAAUAUUCCAUCUCAGUUUGAUUCAAUCAGAUCAAGCUACAAUGCUCAGAAGGAGCAAUGGACUGUUGGGGAGAUGUCUGCUAUUCUUGCCAAGGAAGAGGAGGACAUGAGAAAAGGUAGGGCAAGAAGUAUCUCCAUGGUGACGAACCCAAACAAUCCUCACAAGAGAAAGUUCACUUCCAACAACUCUAGUGACCAAAAGCAUCCUAAGAAGAAAGCCAACCAUCCUAAGGGAAAUGGGCAAGCUAGCUCAUCUUCAACUGGUCAUAAGAAUGAGUUUUUCAAAGGGAAGUGCAACUUUUGUCAAUGCUUUGGGCAUAAGAAAGCUGAUUGUCGAAAGCUCAAAGCUCACUUAGAGAAGAAAGGCAGUGACAAACCGAAGAAGACCGAGUAGGUUGGAGGAGCAUGUAUACAUGGGAGACGAUACUAAAGUCAGAGUUGAAUUUUUUGGGACUGUCAGACUGCAGCUAAAUACUGGGCAUUUUUUGGAGUUGCAUGAUGUUGCUUAUUUACCCUCUAUUAGGAGGAAUUUGAUUUCUGUAUCUAUUUUGGAUAGACUAGGUUAUAGUCUUCAUUUUGGAUCUGGAAAACUGACUUUGUAUUGUGACUCUAUGUUGGUUGGAAAUGGAACUUUAUGUGGAAACUUAUAUAAGCUUGAUUUACAUGAUGU